Cheilinus undulatus (humphead wrasse) is the source of this 1867-nucleotide messenger RNA. It is a transcript of the gene fbxo36b, whose product is annotated as F-box protein 36b. The transcript has 4 exons. Gene Ontology annotation, molecular function: protein binding. Bases 351 to 1244 code for a protein of 297 amino acids. The record is from RefSeq and is a predicted model, not a curated record. Lineage: Eukaryota; Metazoa; Chordata; Actinopteri; Labriformes; Labridae.
CUUAAACUUCAAUGGACAUUUCGGACUUUCAUCAAAAAAUUCUAUUCGCUGAAAUUAUGACUUUAGUCAUAAUUUCAUUAUUUUGGCUUACCUACGUAUGCAGGUAAACCAAGAUAAUCUCCUCAUAUGUACAUGCAGGGUCUUCGGAGGUUUAUUGUAUGUGUAUAAAUUUAAAAAAACGAUGCAUAUUAUACUACAUUCAUCUACAAUUUACCAUUAAUGCGACACAAACUCUCAUCCUCCAUUAUUUUUUGUUAAAAUUAGCUUAAUGCAAACUUUCCUCCUCUGUAAUAUGACCAGCGUGUUCCGAUAAGAAUGAACGGUUGCCAUGGCAACACAGAAACUUAGCCAUGGCGUCUCUGUUGACAGACCCGCUGUUUGAAAUCUCUGGACGCGGUCCACCACCAGACAAAACUUUUUACUACUUAGCCGUCACAAAGUCUCUUGUGAUAUGGAGAUGGUGGAAGAUAUCUCUGAGAGCUGUGGACAGACAUACCAGGCCCGGAGAGCUUAAGGAGUCUCACCAGGACUUCUUGGAUGACAUGCAGUGUCAGAGUGAGGUCAGUAUGGUUUUCAGUCCUCAAAUCUUGCAGUACGCCAAAACUCUAUGUGAAGGCCAUUUUGAUUAUCUGGAGCGGCUCCCUGACUGUCUACUCCUGCAUAUAAUAAGUUAUCUACAACUUGAGGAUGUGCGCCAACUUGGACUAACUUCCCACAAGUUCAGGCAGCUAUGCAGGUCAGAGAGGUUUUGGGAGCAGGCAGUUCGCCAGCACUGCAACACAGUUUCAGCUGAAGUGGCAUCUUUGGCAGUUGAGAUUGGAUGGCGUUGCAUCUUCUUCACCAGAAAGCUUCAGUUGCAGAAGUUGCUCAGUCGCAGAAGGCUGAAGUCUAAGGAGCAACAGGAAGGACAGGUUUCUGACCCUGAUACAAAGGUGCAGGAAUCUCUUGAUGAAAGCUCAGAGGAAGACCAGAUAUCCGGUCCUGAGCUAGAUUCUCAGCUUGGCAUUAUCCCUGAUCCAGGCCUUGGCACCCAGACUGGCACUGGCUUCGACACCAGCUCUUGCUGUAAUGCUGAUCCUGGCUCUUGCCCUGAACCUGAGGAUGACUCUGAAUUCAGCUCUCCCUUUUCUGGUCAGUUGGUCCAGGACAUGAAGAUGUGUGUGGAGGAAAUGCAGGGUCCAAAUGAUGCUCUGAGUGGUGGAGGAGGAGCCUACAGUGCAGAGCCAAACAAGGCAGAGAGUUAAUGCUACACUAAUUUACUAUUUAUACACAUUCCUAACUUAGAUGAGCUGUGCAGUGGUUAUCAGAGUAAUUUUAACUUUAAUUUGCCAAAUAUAAUUUUCUGGAGAUGUGUCAUAUAGUUUCUGAUUUAUUAAUCCUUGACAUGAUUUGGGUUUGAUGUAGGGCUGUCAUUAUUAAUCGAGAUAAAUUUAAAGUCCUUCAUUAGUGGGUAAUAAAAAAGAGAUUAUUUGCAUGCUCUGUUGUCCCUUUCAGCAAGCCACUGCUACAUCUCCCUGCAGCCACAGUGUAAAAUAAGUCCCCCACUUCUCCUUAAUGCCUCAUUUCACUUAAAAAAGUGACAUCUACCUUUAAUGUUGCAUUAUUUUCUUUUCAAUGUAUAACACUUCACCUUUAAGUCAUAAUCUUUGAUCAACCCAAUGUUCCUUAUUUUCUUUCAUAAUAAAAGCAGGUAUGUAUCCAAAAAAGGAGUAAAUAACCCUUAGUUUAAGACAGUGAAAAAUCCAAAGUGAGAAAAAACAUUGUAAAAUGCAAAAUAGUGCAAAAUGCUUCAAAAAGGGGAGAUUAAUUGCAAUUAACAAAAGAAAUAUUGAGAUGAAUCACGAUUAAAAAUGUAAUCCUUUGACAG